AACACAUUAUUUAAUCUUUAUGGAUUAAAUACUUUUGAAAGGGAGCUUUCAAACUGUUUCGUUGUUAAAAUCACUGGUUAAAAGAAACAUUUGUGAAGAUUUGGUUAAUUUGUAUUCAUAUGAAAUUAUGGCACUGUAUUUUCACCCAUUUGUCACUGAAAAUGAAGUUUCAGAUGCAAAGUCCAAAUUCUGUAAUUAUUUAUAUAUUUCAAAAAUAUCACACGUGACGGGAUAUUUCCUUAUUUAGCAUCAAGUUUUCUCUUUCAACCCAAACUCUCCAAAGCUGAGAAGGACACAGCACCAAUUGUUCCUUUAAGAUUUAUACUGCAGCAAUUAAUUUCAGCUCAUCUCUUUGUGAUUAAGAAGAAAGGAAUGAAAUACUUGACUUCUGCAAUCUUAAUUUUCUUCUCUUUUGUUACUACUGCUUUUCAGACACUUGACAAUGGAAUAUUUUUAGUAUAUAAUCAAGAUAGUAAACUGUGCCUAAUUGCUCAGAGUUCUCAUACAGUCUCAAUAGCUGCUUGCAAUAAAAACAGUGAAUUACAGAAAUUCAGAUGGGUAUCUGACCACCAGAUGAUGAGCAUGGCGUUUGCACAGUGUCUGGGAGUGAGCUACAAGAAAGAGCAGGCUAAAAUUUCUUUGUAUCCCUGUAACAAAGAAAGUGAAUUCCAAAAAUGGGACUGCAGAAACUCAACCCUGGUAAUCCAUGGAGAGAACUUAUUUCUCAGUACUGGUAAAAGAAAAAAAGAUAAUGUUUUUCUGGACUCAGGACCAGGAACAAUGAACAAAUGGAAGAUAUAUGGGACCACGGAUGACCUGUGUUCUCAAGGCCAUGAAGAUCUAUUUACGCUACUAGGAAACUCCCACGGAGCUCCAUGCACCUUCCCUUUCCAGCUGAGUGGGAAGUGGUACGCAGGGUGCACAGAUGCAGGCCGGUUGGAUGGCUUGCUCUGGUGUGCGACGACCCCCAGCUUUGACACGGACCGCUUGUAUGGGUUCUGUCCCACUGGCAGCAGUGACAGUGACAAAUUUUGGAGUACAGAUCCCUUGACAGGAGCCUUCUACCAGAUAAACUUCCAGUCAGCUCUCACGUGGCACCAAGCAAGGCAGAGCUGCAAGCAGCAGAACGCAGAGUUAUGGAGUGCCACUGAGAUACAUGAACAGAUGUUUCUAAGAGAUCUGAUUGACAGCAACAGAUCACCUCUCUGGAUUGGGUUGAACAGUCUGAAUCUCCGCAGUGGGUGGCAGUGGAGCGGUGGUACUCCUUUCAGAUACUUUAACUGGGCACCAGGAAGCCCUUCUCCUGAACCUGAGAAACUCUGUGCAGUACUAAAUCCCAGAAGAGAUGCUAAAUGGGAAAACCGGCCAUGUGAGCAGAAAGUUGGCUAUAUCUGUAAAAAGGAAAACUCCACGCUGGGUUCUUCCAGUCUUCCAUUAGAGGAUGCAGAACCUGUUAAAUGCCCAGAAGGAUGGUUGCCCUACGCAGGUCACUGUUACAUGAUUCAUAGAGAGCCCAGGGCAUGGAAAGAUGCCUUAAUUUCCUGCAAUGAGAGCAAUGGCAACCUGGCCAGUAUCCACAACACUGAAGAGCAUGACUUCAUACUGUCUCAGCUUGGUUACAAAGCCACGGAUGAGCUCUGGAUUGGCAUGAAUGACUUCAGCACUCAGAUGUAUUUUGAGUGGAGUGAUGAGACUCCUGUGACAUAUACCAAAUGGUUGCCCGGAGAACCAACCCAUGCAGUCAAUGGGCAAGAAGACUGUGUUGUCAUGGCAGGGGAGGAUGGAUAUUGGGCAGACAGUACCUGUGAUAGGAAGUUAGGUUACAUCUGCAGAAGAGAGCCACUACAGGGAGUUUCAGGAACAGUGAAGACUGAUCCUGCCUGUACAAAGGGCUGGACAAGACAUGGUUCUUACUGCUAUCUAGUUGGACAUGCACCCCUAACAUUUUCAGAAUCAAUGAAAACCUGUGAAAGAAUUGGGGGCUAUUUAGCAACUAUACAAGACAGGUAUGAGCAAGCCUACCUGACCAGCUUCGUUGGUCUGAGCUCUGAGAAGUGCUUCUGGAUUGGUCUCUCCAACACAGAAGAGCAAGAGAUCUUCAAGUGGGGGACUGGUGAAGGCGUUUUCUACACAAACUGGAACUCAGCAAUGCCUGGGAAAGAAGUAGGUUGUGUUGCCCUAAGGACUGGAAGCGCAGCUGGACUAUGGGAUGUUCAGAACUGUGAACUAAAGGCAAAAUUUCUCUGUAAAAAAACAGCUGAAAAAAUUAAUCAUCCAUUUGCUCCUGGAAAAAAUUCUAAUUUCAAAUGUCCUUUGGGUUGGAAUGCAAGUAAUAGCACUAAUUCUUGCUUCAGAGUCUUUGUGAGAGAAAAUAAACAUAAGAAAACAUGGUUUGAAGCCAGAGAUUUCUGCAGAGAAAUAGGAGGAGAUCUGGCUGCUAUUAAUAGUGAAGAAGAGCAAAGAGUGAUAGAAAGCUUAAUAACAAAGAAACCACCAUCAUCUCAGCUUUUCUGGAUAGGUUUGCAGCGUUUGGAUCCUGAUGGUGGGCUGUUCUGGAGUGACAGCUCCCCGGUGAAUUAUAUGCAAACAAUUCAUUUUUACGAUACACCAUUAGAAAAUUGUGGAGCAAUUAGCACAGAGUAUUUCAUCUCCUGGACUAACAAGCACUGUGAAUACAGCCAGGACUGGAUUUGUGAAAUAAAGAAAGGAACACUCUUGAAGCCAGAACCUGUCAGCCCUUCUGCCAUGUAUGAAGUCACAGAAGAUGGCUGGAUUAUAAAAGGGGACAAACAGUAUUUUUUAAGCACAGAAAGUGCAUCAAUGGAAAAAGCCAGAAUAUUCUGCAAAAACCACCAUGGAGAUCUUGCUAUUAUUGGAGAUAAUAAUCAAAGAAUUUUUUUGUGGAAAUAUAUCUUAAAAAAUGGCAAACUGAAUUCAUAUUUCAUAGGAUUAAUACUGAAUGCUGACCGACAAUUUAGAUGGGUAGAUGGAAGCACUUUACACUAUGCACCCUGGGCAGAAGGGGAACCCAACUUUGCCGUUGCUCAAGAACACUGUGUGGUCUUAGAUAAAGAAUAUGGUUUGUGGAAUGAUGUUAGCUGCGGUCAUUCACAUGGCUUUAUCUGCGAGAGGCAUGGGAGUUUUGUGAAUGCCACGCUUUCUCCAGCAGCAACUUCACCUCCAGGAGGAUGUCCCAAAGACUGGCUUUUAUUUAAAAAUCAGUGUUACAAAUUUUUUGGUUCUCAAUUUCAUUACUGGUAUAAUGCAAAUAAAGACUGUAUCAACCUUGGAGGACAUCUGGCUACCAUACAAAACGAACAAGUACAAGCUUUUCUCACUUACCAUUUGAAGGAUGUUUCAUACAAUCCCUGGAUUGGCUUGAAUGAUGAAAUUAGUGAACUCAACUUUGUUUGGGCUGAUGGAAGUGCUGUUUCCUAUACAAAUUGGGCUCCAGAUUCCCCAAAAACUUAUGAACCCAUUUUGUUUGACAGCCUCCGUCCAGAAGAUGGCCACAAUAGGAUGCAGUAUGACUGUGUUUUUCUGAAGAGAGAUUAUACUGAUAUAGGAAAAUGGAGCGAUGAGUCGUGUUAUAAAUCGAGUGGGUAUAUAUGCCAGAAGAACAGUGACCCUAAACUCUAUAAGUCACCGGCAACAGUGCUGGACUUCGCUUUUGAUCAUUCUGAUGGCAUUAGCUACUCUGUCACCCAUUCCAAAAUGGGUUGGGAGGAAGCACGACAAUCCUGCAAUAGCAAUUCCUCAGAACUUGCUAGCAUUUUAGACCCAUAUAGCCAGUCACUACUGUUCUUAAUUGCACAGGAAUAUGGGCAGCCUAUGUGGAUUGGUCUUAACAGCUACAUGACAGAGGGCAAGUAUCAUUGGAUUGACAGAUGGAGAUUAGUUUACAGCAAGUGGUCCAGUGGGGAGCCAAAACAGACAUUAGCAUGCGUCUACCUAGAUACUGAUGGAACCUGGAAGACAGCUUCAUGCGAGGAAAAACUCUUUUCCAUCUGUAAGAAGUCAGAUGUAACAGCCCCUACUGAGCCCUCUCAGCUUCCUGGAAAAUGCCCUGAAGCAAAGGGACACAAGUCUUGGAUACCUUUCCAUGGUCACUGCUACCACUUUGAGGCUGCCAGGAAAAAAAGCUGGGCUCAAGCUCAUCAGGAAUGUACCCGACUGGCUGCUGAAUUGGUAUCUGUGGGAGACUAUACUGAAGCAAACUUUCUGGCAGAAACCAUUAAGAUACUUCAUGGAAAGUCUUCGAACUUUUGGAUAGGGCUGAAGAGAGAUGACAGAGGACAGUGGGUGUGGACAGAUAAAUCAGAGCUGGAUUUUGUCUACUGGCAAACUGGAGAGCCUGCAAACAGAAUGUAUAAAAACUGUGGAGAAGUAUGUGCAUCGACUGGGUUCUGGAACACCAACGUCUGUUCUUUCAGAAAAGGAUAUAUCUGUAAAAAAGCAAAAACUCCAGAAAGGACAGAAAUGUCACCAGAAAAUAUGGGACAGAAAACGGAGACAGUACUUUCUACUGGCAUCAUAUGGCUGUUUGUUUUAUUAGCCCUUUUUAUGGUUGGAGCUGUAAGCGUAGUUUACUUCUACUUGAGGAACAAAGGACAAAACCAAAGAAGCAUUUUGGCCAGAAUGAGUGGAUCAGAAGCAGCACUGGACUUCCAAGAAAAUGAUACACAUACAAACAAGUAGUCUGACAAAAUACCCAUAAGUCCUGAAAAAACAAAAACCAAUCUAUGCAACUGUUAGUAAAAUCUCAUGGCAGUUUUGUGUUUUCCUUCUCAAAUAAUAGUCUUAUCCCAUCACAGAUAUAAUGCCAAUGUAUCAGUUCAUUGUUUAGUAUGAAGAGUACACCUGUUUUUCACAUAAAUGAGUGGCUGAGAAGUGUCAGGGCAAAUCUAUAAUGCUUAUUACGUGAAAUUGUUGGUUGGUUUUAGUUUUUUUUUUGUUUGUUUGUUUUGUUUUCCUUCAUAUGAAGGAAAUAAUUCCUAUCUCUUCAUAAUUUUUCCUGUUGUACUGUUUCAAUGUUAUUUACACAAUUAAGGGAAAUCCUGCUUACUUCAGAAUUGCAGUUUCACAGUUUAUUAUAGUAUCUUUUCAUUAAUGUAAAACCUACUACCAUACUUGUCUCUGUGAGUUACAUUUCAUCACCUUAAAAAUAAGUAAAUGCAUUGAUGAAAAAUAAUUGAAAAGAUUCCUGGUUGGAUUCCAGGUCUAACUGAAAAGAUUCCUGAUCAGAACUUUGGGACUGAUUGUGUCAUUUUCCACAACCUUGUGCUUUUGCAUUAUUCUGUAAAUAUUGAUAUUUUUCCACGCCCACCACUAAAAACUAAAGAUUUAGAGAGAUAAAAAAUGCAGCAGAUUGAGAAUAAAUCCUAUAAUAAUGCCCUUUGAACACCUUGGAAAGCCCUGAGAUCAAAGCACAUUAGGAGAAAAUUACUAAAUUGAUAUAGUAUAGCCCAUAAUCCCAUCACUCCUGUGAUGAAAAAGGAGUAACAGUUAUUCUCAGGAGGAAAUAACACUGCUUGUAAGUUCUGAAGUUAAAGUCAAAUGAAUGUACAACUGCUGUAAUGACAUCAGUAAAACGAAUCACAGGCAAUUCUGACCACUGUAUGCUCAUGCCCGUGGGAUAAACAGGAAUUGCAGAAACAUUUUUUCCACUGUACUACAGCUAAAAACGUUUAGGAUUUUUAAGAACUGAUAUCCCUUCACAAACUAUUGUUAUUACAAAUUUUAAGUAACAGCUUCCUCUUUUUCCCUACUUCUCCACUUAGAACAAAAUUUUAUAGGGAGGAAAAAAAAAAUUAACGAUUCAAGACUUUUCAUAUGGUAUUAAAGAAGAUCAUAAUGUUCCUUUCUGGAAAACAGGAAGUUGUCUGAGAUGUGCUGCAGCUGCUGCAUUCUUGACUGCUUUAAUGUAAGACGAAAACAUGCCCUCAAAAGAAGAGUACAGAGGAUGGAGUAUCAAAUAUUACUGCAUGUAAUCACUGCAGCUACUCCAGGAGCUGACAAAUCUGUUAUACCAUCCACCAGCUUAAAUCUUUGCUUCUGCUUUCCUUACAACUAUGCUGUAAGAGACAUCUCGAUUCACUCAAGCAGAUUUGCUUCAUACAAGUGGGACGGUUCAACACUGGGAAAGAGAAGAAAUAUGACAAGGAAAAAAAAAAUAGAAACAUGAGGUAGAAGAUGGUAAGCUGACUGGUAAUUUCACUUUCUCAGUUACUUUCAACUGAGAGCAGUGGAUACAGAUGCAGUCGUACCUUGCUAGAGGUAGACAUACGAUAGCAUCACAGUGAAUCACAACUCCUUGGAGAUGGUGAAUACAGCACCAAGGAUGCCAAGAUGAUGAAAUUUAGCUCUCUCUGUGGUAUCUUUCAAACAGCAGACCGUAAAAUGAGUGAUCAAACAAUUCAUCUUUUUAUUAUUAUUUGUCAAUCAUGCAUGCAAUAAUUUUAGUUAAUUCUUUUUUAUUCUGUUACCUCUGUUUACAAUUAUUGUCAGGAAGUAUCAGGGGUACUUCUAUCUUUUCUGAUCUGUAUACACUGCUGUAUAUAACAGGCUGAAUCAAUGAAAUCAAUUUCUAACAUGCAAGUUCUUUUAUUACAAUUCUUUAAAAAAAAAAAAAUAAAAAUUAAAUCUUUUUUUUCCACACAUUUUUAAACAGGUUAGAAGGUUGCUAUUUCUGAUGAACAAGUAGAUAAAGCCUUGUAAGAGUCUUUCAAUUUUUAUACUGAGUGGGCUUUAAGGUCCUUACAAUCCACACCAUCUGAUGAUACAAUUCCACGAUAAGAGAAACCCGCUUGUCCCCCGUUCGAGAUGGCGGCCGGCGCUCAGCGCCAUGUUCCGCGGCAGCCGGCGGCGACACCUAGCGAGAGAGCGACAGGCUGCGGCCGGGGAGCGAGACCAUAAAUGAACUUCAGGGAGACAAGAUGAAGGAGAACUGAUUCCAGUUCCAUAAUUAACUUUUUAUCUGGUGAAUGAGAUAAUGUGCUGGAAUGCUCUUUUACUGGUCUAACAAGGAUCUUAGGAUUUAUUUUUUUUCUCGUAGCUCUUAAGUUUGACUUACAAAUAAAGCAAAUGUAGUAAAAUGUUAUUUUUUUUUUUUCUUUUAAUUCCCUUGCAAGCCCUGUGGGAUCACCACUUCAAUAUUCCAGUGAUGGAAGACUUAAGUUACCUGUGAACAGACUUGUCCUAUGAACUAUUACAGCACGUACAUAAGAUGUCAGAAAUAACUGCAUUUUGAAGUGAGAACUCAACCCCAAGAACACAGGACCUUGUCAGAAUAUGCUGGAGAAAAAUCACUCUAACAGUGAUUGUGUCAGAAAAAAGCAACCUUGAAGUUGCUGUUUGCUCUUGUGCAUAAGGUAUUCCUGAAUUGAUCUUCAGUGCCGAAGGGAUACAAAGUGACAUAAUGCCAUUUUGGACUGUCAAACAAUCUCUGUGUUUCCUGAACGCUACAAAACAGAUCUAACUUUCUUAGAGGUAAACUGAAUUUCUCUGAGGUAAAUACAGUAAUAGGAGAAUUAGGAAAUACACACGAUAGUUUAUAGACGACUAAAUGUGGGAUUUUUUGGAUGACAAAAUCAUGCCUCACACUGUGCUAGAAUUUUAAGUGCCUGGUACGCAACAGUAAAAGUAAAACUAUGAAAAAACAUAUGCAUCAACAGUUUUUAAUUGGGAAAACAUUUCUGACAGCCUACUGAGAAGUAUUUGGUCAGUCCCUUGUGACAUUCAAAAAGUGUGUUAGAACAUUAGAAAAUGUGCAAAAAAAUGCAGCUAUAAUAUAUAGGGCUAUGACUGAAAAAGAAUGCAUAGGAUCUAGAAAAUGUACAGGAAAAGGUUAUCAAAGUAAUCAAUUCUGUGUUUGGGUUACAGUGUGCAAUGAGGUCAAAUACACUAGAAGUUUUCAGUAGUAAGACACAGUGAUUAAGGGCAAAAUAUUAUACAAGUAUAGAAAAUCAUAAGCGUUUUAAUUGUCAUGGGAUAGCGUGGUGAUAAAAAUGGAUUUACCAUGUAUCUGGAUGUAUCUUAUAUUUGCUAAUUUAAUGGUUUUCCUGUAUUUGAAGCAUGAACUGUGAUCUCUUUAUUUGUAUGCAAUCAUUUGUGGAGCUCAGAACAUGAGUAGAAAGCCAACAGACAGGUGUUCUGAAAGGUUUUUGACUUUAUUAUACUCUAAAGAUAUUGCUUUGUUGUUGAUUCAGGUGAUUAGCAAGUAUGUAGAGCUAUGACACGUUAUACUACCAGAGGUAGUAAAGUGAAUCAACUCUUGUCAAGAUAUUCUUGUUCCGUAUCUCUUAAUUAUUUUAUGAAGAGUUUAUGUAUUUUCCAACUGCUACCAAGCAAUAGAAACAAGUAUUUAGUACUCUCCUAACAUUGCCUUUAUAGUGUCAGCUUUGUUUCAGAAAAUUUGCUGUUUUAUUUCCUGCAGAAUUUCCUUUCCACGCCCUUUAUUGCUUCUCCCUUACCUUAAUAAUAAGGGCAGAGUAGAAGCCCAGAGUAGAAUCCCAUUCCACUGCUUAUACUUCUCCUCUUUUCCAUCAGCCUAGUCAGCAGGACCUUGCUCAGCCAUGCUGCUUUACUGCCUCAUCUGCCUGAUUUCCUAUUCUGGGGGAUGGGGUGCUAUUGUGCUUGAUCUUUCUUUCAGGAAAAGCAUCUUUGUGAUACCCUCUCUUGCUAUUUGUUUGAGAUAGUUUUGCUUCUUGAGAACUAAAAAAGUAAAGGAACACCGACUAUAGCCAGACAUAAUUACUUUCAGGUUUUAUCUUUGUACACAAGAUUGAAUUAAUCAUUGCAUUGGUUGGUUCUACUGUAUAAACAUGCCCACAUACCUUGUAAUAUAGUUUGGCUUUAAGUCCAUUUAAGACGAGAAAUGAAAAGUAUCCUUACCUCACUUUACUUUUUAUUUUUCCAGUUUAGCAAAAACAGUUUAAAAAUCACGUUCAAAAGUGAAAUGAGACACAGCAAUGUAAACAAGCCUGUGACCACAUACAGCUGCUCCCUAAGAAGUUUAUAUGAGAUUCACUUCUGCUAAAAAUAGAGACUUGCCUAGAGUAAGCUGUGUUUCUUUGUGCUCCCAUUUAUGUUCUGCUCUAGUCAAACGCUCUGUGCUGCACAUCAUGCAGUGACUGGCAGGAACGGGGCCUUAUGCAAAUAUGAUGGAUGAGGUUUACUAAAUGAAUUCAAGUUCAAUAAUUUUUGAGUAUCUAGCCCAUGUACUUUAUCUGUCUUUCCUGGAGAAAAUGUCUCAGGGAAUUGAGACAUCUGUUGUGAUGGAUUUUGCAUGGCAAAUGUCAAUCCAAACCAGUGAGUUAUUUUCUAUAUUUAAAUUGGUUUUGGAAUGGCAUAAAUUGUACUUAAACAAGCCCCUUUGUCAGUGAAAUUCAUCACAGAUUUAUAAAUUCAGCAGAGAUUUCAGUAAUUCGGUCGUCUGGGCAUGUCCCACAACAUUUUAUUAAACAAAACAAAUUCGUGGUUAAGUAUCUAUGGCAACAAAUACCUAUAAUGUUGUAUUUGACAGAUGAGUAACUUGCAGACAACGAAAUAUUUUCAUAUUACACUGUUUGAAGCUCUCAUUUAUUUAGUCAUGCGUUUUUAUUUUCCUUAGAAGUUGUUUUGAUAGUAAAUAUUAGCCCAGUGCUUUGCAUUGAAUCCAUUAAGAAAGUAACUUAGAAUUGUUGCCAACCUUAAGCAAUCCUUACACAGAAUGAUCAUUGCAGUACUUGCUGUGUUCAGUAACUUCGUUUUUUUUUUGUCUUCACUUUAUGUUCAAAGUAGAAAAAUAGAGAGCAACUAAAAGUGUCACCUUUUCAAGCAAAGAAACAAAAAAAUACAACGCUAGUUCUCUCAGCUAUGGUGAAUCAGGGGAAGAUAGAAUUAAUGCAGAGUUCUAAAGAAUAAAUUUCUGUCAUGAUCACUAUUUUUUGCUGUUGAAAAAGACACAUUCAAGUCUGAGCAGGGUCAUCAGAGCAGCGUUUUGUUAUUGUGCAGGGAAUACGAGGGAAAUUUUAACAGUCUGCUAAUUUUCAUUUUCUACUGGCCUGGAUUUUUAUGACAGUAGUGGAAACCAUGCUGCAGAGAAAUCAACUGCAGAACUGCAGCAAGUUUGCAAUCAUGAAUAUUCAUUGGCUCACUUAGCAAAUUAAAAAUGAAAUCUUAGUGUGUUUUAGUAAUACUGUUGCAGCUGUCUUCCGUAUUUGUACAAUAGUAUAUAAUCAAGCUCUAAAUGAAUUCUUUGCCUGGGUGAUAAUUUUUUAUUAUGCUGUUCUCUUCCUUAAUGUUUCGUGUAUCAUCUUUUGUGAAACAUAAUUUAAGAGCUCCAUUCUCCAUUGACUGGAUUCUUUAUUAAACUGACUGCUUAUGAAGAUGUUUUACAUUUAGUUUAAGAUUCUUAGUCCUGGGUUGUACAACUGUGGAUGAGUUCCAUAUUUGAGCUACAGCCAAGGCCAGAAAUGCAUAAUUCAAAAAUGCAUAUUUCAUGUGAAUGUUUAAAAUAAACACGUUGAAAGAC
Molecule: messenger RNA, 10513 nt
Organism: Coturnix japonica (Japanese quail)
Lineage: Eukaryota; Metazoa; Chordata; Aves; Galliformes; Phasianidae
Product: macrophage mannose receptor 1-like
Source: RefSeq, a predicted model, not a curated record